UAGAACCGCAAUGCUCACGUUGCUGAAAACAUUACAUGAACAAGUGUAUGAAAUAAGAAUAGCUUAAAUAUAAGAAAUAUUUAAAAAACAAUUCUAUAAUUUAUUUAUCUAAGCAUAUUUAUGUAUACGGAAACGAUCAACGUUCAAAUAACAUGUAUACCGCGCAUUGGUUCUUCGUAAAUGAUAAUUUCAAAGAAGAAAGUGAAGUAUUGUGUUUAAAACGUAGCAUAUAUAUUUCAGUUGUUCCAAAUUUCAGCCAUAUUUUUGCCACGCACUUUUUUUUUACAGCAUUGAAAUGCAACGGAACGAACAGUAUGGCUGCACAUUUGUUGGUUAUGUGACGACAAAUAACGACGAAGAUAUCAUAUCAUUCGUAUCACGAAUUGAACUUUAUCGAUGAAUUAGAUUAAAUUCAAGAAAUUUCAUUUUAGGGUUAUAUUUUACAAUUCAAUCAUUUUGAUACAUAAAAAUCUCCAGCAGAUCUCUCUCAAUUACUUCGAUUCUGGAAAGUUUAUUUAAGAUCGUCUUUUCUAAAAAAGAUGCAUAUUUAUAAGGUUUUACUGAUUUCAGUGUCUAAAAAUGUAGGAUUAUAACAAAAUAUAAUUCAAAAUCAAUUCAAAUUUUUAGUUUUUCUGUUCAGUUUAUGUCGUAUGUCGGACGAGCAUAAACCAUUAAUUACAAGUUAAGACACGUAUAAUGCAGAGAAAACUAAUCACCGUUUAGUUAUAACACUUAAAAUAUUAAAAUUAAAUGUUCAAGAUUCGAUGUUAGAUAUUUGUAAGAAUAAGAAUGUUCGAGAUUUAUACAUAUAUCUAUAGUUCCAACAAUCGUAUUUAAUCGAUAAAGGAAGUUUUUUUAUAUAUUGUAUAUCAAAAUUGUGCACGUACUUAGAACAUCAUUGAAAUUUUACUAAUUGUCAAGUACAAAACAUAUCAUGGCAUUGGGGUCGCAAUGGCAGAAAAAGCUGUAUGAAAAUUAUGGCUUGCCGGACAAUUAUACGGAUAGCUCGUUCUUGGAACAGUUACGCAAGAAUAUAAAUCCAAAUAACGUAACAUUAACGGAAGCAGUAAUAUUUGGAGCCAGCAUAUGUAUUCAAUUAAACAUUGUAAUUCUUUUUGUUAUUAUAUUUAUCUGGUUAAACAAAGAAUGGGCCAGUCCUAAUAUCAUCCUUGUAUCGAGCAUAAUUUUAACGAUGUUUGGUUACUUCGUAUAUUGUUUAAAAGAACAAAAUACUUUCACAAAAUUAACAAAAGAUUUUAGAACCGCGUUAAUAUUUCUCACAUUUGGUUAUAUUUUAUCACCUGUUUUAAAGACUUUGACCGAAACCAUUAGUACGGACACAAUUUAUGCUAUGACGAUCUUAAUGUUUUUAACUCAUUUAAUAUUUAGUAAGUACGGAUCUCUACAGAUUUCUUUAUCAGACUCUUUGUCCAUAACCUCUUCAAUUUUUGGUUCGUUAAUGUUAGCAUCCAGAUUAGCAUCCCCGUUGCAUGCUUUUUCUCUUCUCACAGUCGCUGUACAAUGUUUCGUUUUAUUACCAUUUGUAAUGUAUAAGUUAAGUAACAAAAUACUUAUUUCAACUGUUUUAACAUUCAGUACUUUAUACUUUCUUUUGUUUAUUUCGUUAACGAUUUCUUACGUCUUUAUUGUGUCCAUAGUAUUUUUACAUUUUAUUUGUCCGUGUUGGUACGUACGAUGUCAGACAUAUAAGGAUAAUAUUUAUGGUCCAUGGGACGAGGCUAUCAUAACUGCUUAGAAACAUUUAACACUUUCAAGACGAGCAUCAUACAUUUACACAUAUGUUCACUAUAAAUUUACAACACCCAUCCUGAACAAGUUAAAAGCAUAAGAGUUAUGUUAUUAUAAGCUAUUUUGUUAUAUAUCAAACUUGUAAAUAGACCAUAAACAUGCUGUAUACAUUAAUUUAAUGAGAGGAGUAUAAUAUCAAUAUUUUAAUAUUUAAUUUAUUAAUA
This is a messenger RNA of Colletes gigas, 1973 nucleotides long. It is a transcript of the gene PIG-C, whose product is annotated as phosphatidylinositol N-acetylglucosaminyltransferase subunit C. Gene Ontology annotation, cellular component: glycosylphosphatidylinositol-N-acetylglucosaminyltransferase (GPI-GnT) complex; membrane. The transcript has 2 exons. Lineage: Eukaryota; Metazoa; Arthropoda; Insecta; Hymenoptera; Colletidae. Gene Ontology annotation, biological process: GPI anchor biosynthetic process. The record is from RefSeq and is a predicted model, not a curated record. The coding region runs from base 935 to 1756 and encodes 273 amino acids.